This is a messenger RNA of Pseudogymnoascus verrucosus, 1826 nucleotides long. RefSeq lists its product as uncharacterized. Lineage: Eukaryota; Fungi; Ascomycota; Leotiomycetes; Thelebolales; Thelebolaceae. Gene Ontology annotation, biological process: proteolysis. The record is from RefSeq and is a predicted model, not a curated record. The transcript has 2 exons. Bases 84 to 1730 code for a protein of 548 amino acids. Gene Ontology annotation, molecular function: serine-type carboxypeptidase activity. Gene Ontology annotation, cellular component: fungal-type vacuole.
UCGUCGCCACUACCGACCUUCCGCAUCAUCUCCCCUCACCAUUCCCAACAACAUCAAUCGUCAACCAAAUAUUGAUACAGACGAUGAAAUUCCUUGCCACUACCGCCCUCAUCGGCGCUGCGACCGCUGCUGUUGCUCCUCAACAGCAUGUCUUCAAGAACCCGUUCCACCAAGAGCCGAUCGUUGGUGACUCCAAGGCAUCGCCUUCCUGGAGCUCAUUGCUCGGUCCGCUGGCGGAGAGCAUGAAUAACAUGGGCGCUGAGGCGAAGGCCGUCUGGGACGAGGUGACGAUGAUGUUCCCCGAGCAGAUGAGCAAGGCAAACUUCCUGUCGUCUCCGAAGCCAAGCAAGAAGAGACCGGAUAGCACAUGGGACUACAUCGUGAAGGGUGCUGAUGUACAAGGUAUUAAGAUUAUGAAUGAGAAUGGCGAGGAAGAGAGGGCUAUUGAUGGCCACCUUGACUCGUACAAUCUGAGAGCUAAGCACGUUGACCCAAAGAAACUGGGCGUUGAUACUGUGAAACAGUACAGCGGCUAUUUGGAUGACGAGGAGAACGAUAAGCAUCUCUUCUACUGGUUCUUUGAGUCUCGCAAUGAUCCGGUCAACGAUCCCGUCGUUCUCUGGCUCAACGGCGGCCCAGGCUGCUCAUCCCUCACUGGUCUCUUCCUUGAGCUUGGCCCAUCAUCCAUCGAUAAGGACCUUAAGCUUCACAACAACCCAUACUCUUGGAAUGCCAAUGCAUCUGUCAUCUUCCUCGACCAGCCCGUCAACGUCGGUUAUUCCUACAGCGGUGGCUCUGUCAGCAACACCGUUGCUGCAGGAAAGGACGUAUAUGCACUCCUCACCCUCUUCUUCCAGCAAUUCCCCCAGUAUGCGAAGCAGGACUUCCACAUUGCUGGAGAGUCAUAUGCCGGCCACUACAUCCCAGUUUUCACCUCCGAGAUUCUCUCGCACAAGAAGCGCAACAUCAACUUGAAGUCGAUUCUCAUCGGCAAUGGCUUGACUGAUGGUUUGACUCAGUACGAGUACUACAGGCCUAUGGCCUGCGGUGAUGGUGGCUGGCCAGCUGUUCUCGGGGAAAGCGACUGCAAAGCUAUGGACAACUCCCUUGCACGCUGCCAGUCUCUGAUUGAAAGCUGCUACCAAAGUGAGAGCGUCUGGUCCUGCGUCCCUGCCAGCAUCUACUGUAACAACGCCAUGAUGGGCCCAUACCAGCGCACUGGACAGAACGUGUACGACGUGCGCAGCAAGUGCGAAGACAGCUCUAAUUUGUGCUACUCUGCGCUCGGCUGGAUCUCUGAGUUCCUCAACAAGAAGGAGGUACAGGCCGAGCUUGGUGUCGAGGUCUCUUCGUACGAUUCGUGCAACUUUGACAUCAACCGCAACUUCCUGUUCCAGGGUGACUGGAUGAAGCCCUUCCACCGCCUGGUCCCAAGCAUCCUUGAGCAGAUCCCAGUGCUUAUAUACGCUGGUGACACCGACUUCAUCUGCAACUGGCUCGGUAACCGUGCCUGGACUGAUAAGCUCGAGUGGAACGGACGCAAGGACUACAAGUCUGCCGAGACAAAGGAUCUUACGAUGGGCGAGGAGAAGACCGGCACUGUCAAGUCGAGCGGGAACCUCACAUUCAUGAGGAUCUUCGCCGCUGGACAUAUGGUGCCAAUGAACCAACCCGAGCCCAGCUUGGAUUUCUUCAACAGGUGGAUCGGUGGCGAGUGGUUCAACAACUAAAUUGUUGUGGACCAUAUAUAGUCGAUUUAUUUGGUUUUGGAAGGUGUUGGUGAUUUAGGGUACUUUGAACAUAACAUGAUUUGCAUUAUUUUUUAA